AUGAUUGAUUCCAUCAUCAUCAUCAUCAUCAUCAUCAUCACUCUUGUCAUCAUCAUUAAGACCAUCAUCAUCGUUGUCAUCAUCAUCAUCCGUUUGUCCUCCAGUGACACACAUCAGGAAUUCUCUUUGUCCAGUGCACUUCAUGCGAUUUCCCAGCAGGGGGAGUCUCAGGCUGUUGAACUAAAGGAGAAACAUCAUAUCCUAAAUUCAACACAGGCCACACUAUCAGAGAUCGCAAAGCGUUAUGAGACUGUUGCCAGUAACAUCAAACUGAAGGAGCACCAGAUCAGAGGCAUCACCAGCGAGACCGAACAGAUGCAACGCCACAACAAAAGGCAGGAAGCACAGAUACAGGCACUCUGGAUGGAAAACCUGAAACUCAGACAUUGCAUAGAAGAACAGCUAGAGAACUCACACUUUUUGCUGGCUGGGUAUAACACUUACCGCAAUAAAAUGGAGAGCUACAAAAUGUGUGUCUCUGCACUGGAGAGCCAAUCGCCUGUUUAUAAAGAGUUGCUGGAGAAGCGGGAGGAGGUGAAGAGACUGAGGAAAUACAGAGAUGAUCUGGAGGUGGACUUGCAGAAUCCAGGCGGGGAAACAGUUCAUCAGGUCCAGAAAGAAAUAGAAAAUAUUAAGACAAAUAUAAAUUGCGUGGAAGAGAUUUUGAGAGGAAAACGAAAGCUUUUGGAGAAGCACAAAGAUACCCAUGCCCAUAUAAGAAAGGAUAUUGAGAUUCAGAACAGAAGAUAUGAGGCCAUUGUGAGGAGACUCCGUUGCCAGCUGAAACAGGCUCAGUGUAACCAGAAACAGCUGCACAGUGACAUCUCCCAGAUGGAGAAGGAGGUGGAACAUCUCAAGAGCCAGCUAGAGGGAUCUCCCCCAACGUAG
Molecule: messenger RNA, 888 nt
Organism: Electrophorus electricus (electric eel)
Lineage: Eukaryota; Metazoa; Chordata; Actinopteri; Gymnotiformes; Gymnotidae
Source: RefSeq, a predicted model, not a curated record